Messenger RNA from Dictyostelium purpureum, 981 nucleotides. RefSeq lists its product as uncharacterized. The transcript has 2 exons. The record is from RefSeq and is a predicted model, not a curated record. Gene Ontology annotation, cellular component: elongator holoenzyme complex. Lineage: Eukaryota; Evosea; Eumycetozoa; Dictyosteliales; Dictyosteliaceae. Bases 1 to 981 code for a protein of 326 amino acids. Gene Ontology annotation, biological process: tRNA wobble uridine modification.
AUGGAUUUAUUCAGUCAUUUGAAUUGGUAUAGUGGUGUAACAACUGAAGAAGGUGAACCAAUCAAAAGUAUACCAACAGGAAAAUUAAUUGUAAUUUCAGAUACUUUGGAAUCUGAAGGAUCAUUUUUAAUUCACUAUUUUUUACAAUCUAUAUUUAAAUCAACCACUACACCAAAUGCCAAUACCACCAACAACACUAAUAAUACAUGGGGUGGAUCAUGCUUAUUGGGAUUAAACCAAUCUUUAUACAACUAUUUUAACAUUGGCAGAAAAUUGGGAUAUAACUUAACCAACGAAAACGCCAAAGGCAACUUUACAUUUAUAAACGGACUUUCAACACCAUACCAAUGGAUCAUCGAACAAAGAGUACAACAAUUAGAGGAACAAGGUUUAGAUGAAGAACCACCAUUAGAUUCAAUUUCACAAGGUUUUGCCCCAUUCCCAAUCACACAUUUAAACUCAAACAUUGUAAACAUCUCCUCGACUGUAUCAUCAACCUCAACAUCAAAUAAUAAUGAAUUAAAAAAUAUAUUACAAAAAAUUUAUAAUGAAUUUAUAAAUGAUCAUAAAAAAAGAAUUCAAAAGAACCCAAGUAAUAAAACAUUAUUUAUAAUAGAUGGUUUAAAUAUUUUAUCAAGCUAUAACUCUGGCAACCCAAGCGGAUCAUUUAUGGACAUUGUUUACUUUCUUCAAUACUGCCACAACUAUAUCAAAGAAAAUUCAAAUACAUGUUCAAUGUUAAUACUCUUCCACCCUGACUGUGAUGAAGAUUCUAAAUUUUUUAACUUGCUCCAAUAUGAAGCCGAUUUAACUAUAAAUAUUACAAAUUUAAAGUCUGGCUAUUCAAAAGAUAUUGAUGGACAACUCAAUUUUAUUCAAAAAGACGAAAAAACCAAUACAUUUGUAAAAGUAAAUCCAAUUCACUACCAAGCAUUGGACAAUUCAAUCAGAUUUUUCUCAAUGGGUUCAAGAAUUCAAUAA